Aptenodytes forsteri (emperor penguin) is the source of this 1921-nucleotide messenger RNA. It is a transcript of the gene SLC22A3, whose product is annotated as solute carrier family 22 member 3. The record is from RefSeq and is a predicted model, not a curated record. Gene Ontology annotation, molecular function: transmembrane transporter activity. The transcript has 11 exons. Lineage: Eukaryota; Metazoa; Chordata; Aves; Sphenisciformes; Spheniscidae. Bases 76 to 1725 code for a protein of 549 amino acids. Gene Ontology annotation, cellular component: membrane. Gene Ontology annotation, biological process: transmembrane transport.
AGCAGUCACUGCAAAGUGUGAAAGCAAACUCUGCCAUCUCUUGGACUGCUCCGAGUGGACAGACGGCCUCACAUAAUGCCAUCUUUCGAUGAGGUUUUGAAGGAAGCUGGGGAAUUUGGAAGAUUUCAAAAGAGGGUCUUUUUCCUCCUUUGCCAGACGGGCAUAACUUUUUCUUUCCUGUUUGCCAGCGUCGUUUUCCUUGGGCAGGCACCGGACAACUACUGGUGCAGGAUCCCUGGGGCAGCUGAAUUAAGUGAACGAUGUGGCUGGACGCUGGAAGAGGAACGAUACUUCACAGUACUGCCCCUGCACCUGGGGAACGGGUCCUCCAGCGGAGAGUGCGAGAGGCUGGACGUUGUGUGGGACACCUCCACCAGCUGCGCCAGCCCGCUCUCCCACUACGGCAAUCUCAGUGCACGCAACCUGCUGCUUGCCACAUGCCACGAUAACUGGGUGUAUAAACAGCCCCACUCAUCCAUCACCAGCGAGUAUAACCUUGUGUGCGGCAAUGCCUGGAUGCUGGAUCUCUCACAGGCUAUCCUCAAUCUGGGGUUUCUGGCCGGCGCGUUCACCCUGGGCUACGCUGCAGACAGAUAUGGCAGAAUCCUCAUCUACCUGCUCUCCUGUCUUGGGGUUGGGAUAUGCGGUAUCAUAGUGGCAUUCGCGCCAAACUUUACUGUAUUUUUGAUCUUCCGUUUUCUCCAAGGUGUGUUUGGCAAGGGAACAUGGAUGACAUGCUACGUGAUCGUGACGGAGAUCGUUGGUUCUGACCAGCGGAUCAUUGGGAUUGCGAUUCAGAUAUUCUUCACCCUGGGAAUUAUGAUUCUCCCUGGAAUUGCGUACUUGAUUCCCACCUGGCAGGGGAUCCAGCUGGCCAUUUCACUGCCCAACUUCCUCUUCCUGCUCUACUACUGGGUGGUUCCUGAAUCUCCACGUUGGCUCCUGACACGCAGAAAGGGAGAGAAGGCAUUAAAAAUCAUGCACAACAUUGCAAAACACAAUGGGAAAUAUCUCUCACCACAUUACUCAGAGAUCACUGUUAGCAAUGAGGAGGUCAGCAACCCCUCCUUUCUCGACCUGGUGAGGACUCCCCGGAUGAGGAGGAACACGCUCAUCCUGAUGUACGCCUGGUUCACAAGUGCCCUGAUCUACCAGGGGCUUGUCAUGCGCCUAGGAAUUGUCGGAGGAAACCUCUACCUAGACUUCUUCAUCUCAGGAGCUGUGGAGCUGCCUGCCGCUUUCCUAAUUUUAGUGACAAUUGAUCGCAUUGGCCGGCGCCUUCCCUUUGGAAUAAGCAACAUUGUGGCAGGAAUUGCAUGCCUUAUUACUGCCUUCUUGCCAGAAGAUAUCCCAUGGCUCAAAACGACGGUCGCCACACUGGGAAGACUGGGCAUCACGAUGGCUUUUGAAAUCGUCUAUCUUGUGAACAUUGAACUGUACCCUACGACGCUGAGAAACUUUGGUGUUUCCCUGUGCUCGAGUUUGUGUGACCUAGGUGGGAUCAUAGCCCCAUUCCUGCUUUUCCGAUUAGCAGCCAUUUGGUUGGAGCUACCUCUAAUUAUUUUCAGUAUUCUUGCAGUUAUCUGCGGGCUCCUAGUAUUGCUUUUACCAGAGACAAAGGGAAUUUCCUUACCAGAGACAGUGGAGGAUGUGGAGCAGCUUUCAAGUCAUUUUGGUAAAUGUGGCAAGAAACGGAAACACCAGGACACCAACUCUUAUAUUUGACCUUUGAAGGACGGCACUGAACAAAGAACCCUGUUCCCAUAUUUGUUGUCCACCUGCCAUUGCUUCAAAAUUUGCUGCAGAGUAUGGAUUAAACUCCAUGUUCUUCUUCUAAGCAUAAAGAUGUUUAAAACAAGGAGUGUAUUUUUCUAUAAAUAUGGAAUAAAUUCAUUUUUUCUGAGUAUGCUGUUUGCAGGAA